AUGGGCGGGCAGCUCUGCAGCACGUGGUGCUUACCGAGCUUUGACACGUGGCCUCAAGCAGUCACUGACAUCCUCGGCAGAGGCCGUGGUUGCGACCGACAGCUUCCCAGCAAAAGCGCUGUGGUUUGCGUCAGCAUGCUGCAGCUCAUGACCAGGGCGACGGUGGCUGCAGUGCAACGGAACACCUCAGUGGUAGCUUGGACGGCCUUUGAUCUCAACAUCCUGGACAUGGCGGCAUGGGGCGACAGCCAUGCAGCAGCUCUGGGGUUGGUCAACAGCAUGGAUGUUAUCUUCCCAACGGCUUGGGAAAGCCACGACAGAACCCAGGAAAUGAUUUUCUUCAGAUGGAACAUUCUGGAGCUGCUAGGUGCCUGGAUGGACUUUGGAUGGCGGUGGAUUGACCACCUGCCGACAUUCACCUCCCGUCUGGUCUGGCAGUUUUAUUGCUGCUCGCUUCCUAUACGCGUGUACAUUCUGGGCAUCCACCGGAUCUUGUGGCCGAUGCUGUACGGGGGCCUCGCGAAGAAGUAUGAGGUCGCAGAGCCAUACCGACAGAUUCUGGUGCCUGAUACAGACCUCCCCCGAAUCAGCACGCAUGCUUUGGUCAGGCGGGUGUCGCUGCUGCAGUCUUUGAGCGCUUGUGACAGAGAAUGUUUUUUGGACUUGUCUUGUGCUUUUGCUGCCCUGGCGCUGCAAGCGGGUCAGAGGAAGCAAGAAGCCGAUAUGUACCGAUAUCUGUGCGAAGUUCAAGCGAUGCUUCAGUCAGCUUUCUGCGAGACCCUGCACGACUGCAUGCGCACGCAUCCGGCAGCAGAGCUUCUGCGUACAGCCGGUGGCUUCUUGCACUUGAUAGCUGAGCUGCCUCUGGUCAACAUCAGACAAGUGCAGCUCUUAAUCGACAGCACCGAAGCGAUGCGGAGCACUGAGUUUGAGCAACUUCCCAUAGCCACACCGCAGACGAGUAACGAGCACCCCAAACCUGUUGUGCCAAGCCCUACCGACGAGGUUGAGGCCGAGUGUAUAGACAAGAAAGACAUGAGCCCAGUAAGUCCCGCGAGAAUCUUGAAGCUCUACAACAUGCUGAAUACAGUAGGCCAAGUCCUUUCCAAGUUUGGUGUGCAGUGGUUUGUAUCACACGGCACGCUUCUGGGCGCAGUCCGGCAUGGAGGGCAGAUCCCACAUGACUGUGAUCUGGAUUUGUCUAUGUUCUCCUGGGAUAUUCACAAGUUGCGCAACGCAUCUUUGAUGCUGGCUCUGCAGCGGAACGGCUACUUCAUGGAUUAUUUGCCUGUGCAGCACUUAAUCACCAUCUGGCGCAAUGUGAGGCACUCGGAGAUCGCGACUCGUGGUGUGCGUGCUGUCAACCAAUUCAACAUAUACACUCCUAUGUUGCACAUCUUUGUGCUCUUCGACUUUCAGGAAGCAGGACAGUGGCAGUAUGAUACUGACAGGCUGAAACACGCUGGCUGGCAAAUGUCGCAGCAGGACUUGCUUCCCUUGAAGUCGCACUCCUUCGGGGAGUUUCUUGUUCCAGUCCCAGCACGACCAGAAAUCUAUUUGGACAAAAUGUAUGGCCCGGAUUGGCGAUCUACUGUCCGCUCCAUGACAGCUCUGAAGGCUUAUGACUAUUAUCCGCCAACGGCACUGACAAGCGCCGGCCCGGCCCAGCCGACGGGGCCAUUGGAAAGCGUUCUAGACUGA
Symbiodinium sp. CCMP2592 is the source of this 1701-nucleotide messenger RNA. Lineage: Eukaryota; Dinophyceae; Suessiales; Symbiodiniaceae. The record is from the annotation of a GenBank genome assembly.